UCAUGUUAUUCGAGUAUGGCCUAGUGGUUAGUGCGAUCGGUUUGCAAUUGGCGGGUCGAAAGUUCAAAUUCCAUCACCAAACAUGCUCGACCUUUCGUUAUAAAGACUUGUAUAGCCUCACGUUUAUUUGAUAAAAAGAGGAGCCAAAGCUUUAGCAAUGAGUGGUGUUGACUAGAUCAUAGAUGACUUUCUAUCACUCCUAAAUUAAGGACGGCUAGAGUAGCUUUGCGCGAAAUAUAUUAUUUGAAUAUUGCUCUUUCAGUAUUUCAAUCUUAGUAAUUUGAUGUUAUUCAUUUUAUUAUAUACGUCAUUGAAAAUAAAUAUUCUUCACCUGAAAGUAAAUUUUUACGAUUGCAGUUGUUAAAUUGGGCCGGAAUAGAGUUCCGCCCCUUUCUUUUUUUCAGAUCAUUAACGGUCCUCGUCGUCUGAUUGAAAGAAAAAGUGGCGUUAGUAGUCAGAAAGUAACCCAAGGGAAAUUUUAAGGCGUGCUUAGUUCUGAUAUAACUAAUAUAAGUCUCUCGCUGCUGUAAGGCGAGUUGCGACUGAAAGCUCAUUGGGAAAUGUAUCAUGUAGAUGUGAUUACAAUUCACAUUGAUCUCUGGAUUCUUACGAAGUAACACAGACAGAAUCCAAUUAUUUUCGAACCUGAAAUAAGUAUCAACAACAUAAAAGGUAUAAGUGGCUCUUUCUAUAUCAUGGGAUGGGAGCUGCAAGUGUUAAGAAUGAAGACAUGAAAAGUGGUGGUGAAAAUGGGCCCAACUGCUUUCUAUCAUUUGGCAAGUUCACAAAAAACCAGUUUUUCAGUAGGAAGUGGUUAAUUUGAGGUUAUUGACAGAAACUGCGUAAUUAUUUAUGCUGCUUGGCCUUGACUUUUAAGGUAAAUUUACUUGAAAUGCAAAGUUUUAAACAAAGAAAACAAUGCUCCUGGCCAGAGAAAGUUGGCAUCAUUGACAUGGAGGUAUACUUCCCUUCUUUAUAUGUUGACCAGGAAGAGUUAGAAGUACAUGAUUGUGUCUCUCGUGGGAAAUACACAAUUGGUCUUGGUCAAUCCCAGAUGGGCUUUUGUUCUGACAGAGAAGAUGUGAACUCGCUUUGUUUGACUGUAGUCCAGAGACUUGUGGAUCGGACUAAAGUUGGUUAUAAGCAUAUUGGCCGCCUAGAGGUUGGCACAGAAACAAUUAUUGACAAGUCUAAAAGUGUGAAGUCUGUACUGAUGCAACUGUUUAAAGAUUCUGGAAAUACAGACAUUGAGGGAGUGGAUACCACAAAUGCCUGUUAUGGAGGAACAGCUGCUCUUUUUAACUCUCUAUCAUGGGUUGAGUCUAGUGCAUGGGAUGGUCGUUAUGCUGUUGUUGUUGCUGCUGAUAUUGCAGUAUAUGCUAGUGGUAAUGCUCGUCCAACAGGAGGUGCUGGGGCUAUUGCCAUGCUUGUGGGACCAGGUGCUGCUUUAACUUUUGAACGAGGAAUGCGAGCUACACACAUGGCUCAUGUGUAUGACUUCUAUAAACCUGACUUGCUCUCAGAGUUUCCAAGAGUUGAUGGAAAAUUAGCCAUCCAGUGUUACUUUCAAGCUUUAGAUCAGUGUUACCAAUUAUUUUGUAGAAAGGCUCAAGCUUUGGGAAAAACAGGUAAUUGGAAAGAGUUCACUAUUGAUGAUCUAGACAUCAUUCUGUUUCAUGCUCCUUACUGUAAACUAGUGAAGAAAGCUCUUGCAAGGCUUGUUCUCAAUGAUUUUGUAAGAAAUGUUGAUAGUGAAAAGUACAAAACCAUGGAAACAUUCAGUCAUCUGAAACUUCAAGAAACAUAUUUUAAUAAAGACGUAGAGAGAGCUUUUGUGGAGUUCAGUAAGCCCUUGUUUGAGAAGAAAACCCAGCCUGGCCUUCUGCUUGCCAAUCGUGUGGGGAAUAUGUAUACACCAUGUCUGUAUGGAUGUUUGGCUUCAUAUAUAGUCAGAUCUUCCAUCAGUGAUUUACUUGGAAAGCGAGUAGGCAUGUUCUCAUAUGGGUCAGGCUUAGCCUCUAGCAUGUUUUCCAUCAUAGUCACUACUGAUGCCAAAUUGUUGGAGAGCUUACAUACAGCUUUGAAGGACCAGCUGAACUAUUUAGAAUUAAGAAAGAAAGUUAGUCCUACAGAAUUUACAUCCAUUUUAAAGCUUCGAGAACAGACUCAUCAUCAAGCUCCUUACAGUCCUGUUGGUAAAGUGGAAGACCUGUUUCCCGGAGUAUGGUACCUUGCCUAUGUGGAUAGCAUGCACCGAAGACAAUAUGAAUAUGAACAACCAGACCCAGUAAAUGGAACUCCCAGACAGCAUAAACGUACAAUGCCAAAGGAAAACCUCAUUGAACCAGCAUCUAAGAUUCAGGGACAUGGAGAGAAUGGCUGCAGUCACUCUGUGAAGAGAACAGUAACCACACCCACAUCUCUGGUUGUAGCAGACACUAUCACUUCUUAGUGGUACCAGGUGUAUAGUGAAAGGUACUACUACCUGUCUUCCAUACUUGUGAUGAUGAACUGUUUGAUGUGAGACACUGAUGUUGUCUGUUCUUCUGCUUUUGAAGUGACUUUUAACUAUUUUAACUGUUUCUUUUUAAGAGAGAGAAAUAAAAUCAGCAAUUCAUUCAUGGAUGUUAUUUAGGUAACUUGGAACAAUCAUGUUUUGUGAACCAUUAUAAUGUAAUUAUUGCCUUAGGUUUCAUUUGUAUAGAUCUGUAUUUUUCAACCUUGUUGAAUAAGUAGAAACUUACAAGAAUAUUAUUUUCAAUACUGCAUGUUUAAUAUAUUGAACUAGUUCUUUUUUUAUUUGAAGAUAAAUUUUAAUAUAAACUUUUCUAAGUUGCUUUUGAACAAGUUUAGUAGUUUUUCCUAGAAAAUAGAAAACUAAAACCAUUUUUGAGUAUUGUUAGAUUUUUACAGAAUAUUCUUGUGAAUUAUUAUGUGUUGCUACUUUUUAUUUUGCUUAAUUUUGUGUAAUAUAAACUUAGUAAAAAUCAUAGUAACUACUGUUUACAAUGAUCAUAGUAACUACUAUAUGAUAUGCAUUUGUUGCAAAUAGUUACAGGACAGAAAACUUUAAAAUUUACCACAGUACUUCUGGUAUACAUGUGUAAAAAUGAGAUAAAUUUGCUGCCAUUUUACUAAAAUUAUCUGUAAAUGUAAAGAACCAAUAUCUUCACCUGUGCCUUCAUGAUUUAAAUCACUGUUCCAAAAUUUUUGUCAUUCCCUUGCGGCUAAUCAGUUUUUCAUUACUACAUGGAAACGGUGUUGGUUGUAAAACUCAAGUUUUUUGUUCAUGAAUUCAUACCAUGGUAUUAGUUUUCUGUAUUUUUCUUUAUUAUAUGUGUACUUACACAGGUAACUUUGAUCUUAGAACAUUUUUUUUGUAUUAUCUACUUGUUUUUAAAUAAAGCAAGUGCUUCUUUGUUUCUUCAUAUUUAACCUAUAUCAGUUAAUAAUAUUGUUUAUAUUUUAUUGUUUUCAAAAUCUAAAUUAAAUGCAUAAUGGUAUACUGCUAUGCUUUAACAAUAUGACCAAAGAAAUUCCUUUAUUACUCCUUUAAUAUCUAAAUAUCUACUUAAUAUAUGCAUUUAAUAAAUUAAGACAUUUUUUAAUAUAUAUUUUAAUAUGCUUUAUACAUAUUUCACUAUUAGUUAUUAUUGCCUAAAUCUUGAGAUUACAUGUUUUUACUUUGAGAUUAAUAAAUAUUUUGACUUAUGUUUAUCUGUUUAUUUCAUUUUUUAAAUUUAAUAUUAUUUUGAUAUUCUACUGUAAUUGUAAUACAUAAUGUUUCGUGGAAAUAUUUUGAAGUGGGUUAUAUAUUUGACAAACAAACCUAUUUUGGAUUAUUUCUAAUAUUAACCAAACAAUUAAAUAUAAUCAGCUUAUCUGCUAAAAAAUGAUAUCUCGGUCUUUUUCACACAGCUGAGAUUUAUAAGAUUGUUCUGUAACCUGAGAUAUUACCAUAUAUGUCAUAUAUGGUAAAAUGAGAAGCUAUUAAUUAAAGAAUGAUUUUGACAGACUUACCGUAUUUUUCGGUGUAUAAGAUGCACUUUUUUUACCCCAAAACUUGAUGUCAAAAUCUGCUUGCGCCCUAUACACCGAA
Messenger RNA from Limulus polyphemus (Atlantic horseshoe crab), 4099 nucleotides. RefSeq names its product hydroxymethylglutaryl-CoA synthase 1-like. Bases 893 to 2452 code for a protein of 519 amino acids. Lineage: Eukaryota; Metazoa; Arthropoda; Merostomata; Xiphosura; Limulidae. Gene Ontology annotation, molecular function: hydroxymethylglutaryl-CoA synthase activity. Gene Ontology annotation, biological process: acetyl-CoA metabolic process. The transcript has 11 exons. The record is from RefSeq and is a predicted model, not a curated record.